This is a messenger RNA of Symbiodinium necroappetens, 1100 nucleotides long. Lineage: Eukaryota; Dinophyceae; Suessiales; Symbiodiniaceae. The record is from the annotation of a GenBank genome assembly.
AUGAGGGCUUCACUCCUCUUCUUCUUCCUGCUUUGUCUUCCUGGCUGUUGGGCCGAGGUUGGCUGGCCGCUUGGCUGGCCAGCCUCACUGGAAUUUCUCUCCCGUCCUGAUGCCGAUUUUCUAGCUUUUGUGAACCCUUUUGCCAGCAUGACGGUCCUGACAUACACAGCAACUUCGGGCUCCUACUACAAACCGUCGGCACAGAACAAGUCCGUGGAAGGAUGGGUGCGCAUGUGGCCAGAGGCUACCCCGGAAGAAGGGAUGAGGGCUUUGACCUUCGUCCAGCUGAGCUCAGGACGUGGCGUCCUCGCAUUUCGUGGUACGGACUUGGGAACGGGCCGAAGUGCACAAGCAGAUUCCUGCGCAAAUGCCGAGUUAGCAGGGCAUCCGCUGCCCAAGUAUUGCGAUCAAUUCACGGCCUUCCAGCUCGACUAUCUUUCCCGUGCUCUCGAGUUGGCCCAGAAAGCCGCGCAAGUGCACCCGACGGUGGAGUGGCUGUACACUGGCCAUUCCCUCGGUGCAGAGUUGGCAAGUGUGGUUGGUGCUGUGAGGGGAGCACCUGUGCUCUCUUUUGCUGCUCCGCCAAUCCUGCCUGUGCUCAAGAAGCGCACUUCGGUUGACCCGAAGCAGCUGCCUUACUGGAAGUCUGUAUCUCUUUACAACGAGUUCGACCCACUCCGAUUCCUCGCAUUCGGAGAGCUUCCGGGAGCAAACUGUAGCUGGCUGAACCAACCGAAAGCGGCGGGCUGUGAUACGUGCGAGUUGCACGGCCCAGUGCACUUGAGCACGAUUGCCUGCAAACAGUGUUUCUCUAAGACCCACAUGUUCAGUGCCUACCUUGCUCUUCUUAAGUUGCUCAUUUCUAUCACUCGCAGCAUCUCGCAGCUCCGGUCCAAGCGCAGCAAAUCCUCCGUGUCCUCAGCUAUUCCUGAAAUGCCUUGCGCUCGCGACGCCCCGGUGAUCGCGGCUUUGGGUGCAGCUGCCAUUGGCCUGGGCAGCGAAGCAUUCGUGGCCUCCAAGCCCGUCCAGGUGAAGAAAAAAGGUGUGCGAGUGGUGGAGGGCAAGGACAUGGAUGGGUGUCGCAGUUCAGCGGCUUUGAG